Molecule: messenger RNA, 639 nt
Organism: Rhinocladiella mackenziei CBS 650.93
Lineage: Eukaryota; Fungi; Ascomycota; Eurotiomycetes; Chaetothyriales; Herpotrichiellaceae
Exons: 1
Coding region: 1-639 (212 amino acids)
Source: RefSeq, a predicted model, not a curated record
AUGGAUGCAAUUCCCCUGAGUAUUGUUCAUCCGCGGUGGUGGCUAAAGCUUCGAAACAGUAAUGAAAGCUUCAUAGCACCGCGAGACUGGCGACCUACUUACGCCUCACGAACACUCCUCUUCUCACCGAAGAAAGCUGACGUCUAUAGCGAUAUGACCAAGGUACUGAAGCUGCGAGAGACUCUACCAACUGACGAGAAGAAUAGGUUCACUCGACAGAUACAGGGAAUGCUUGAAAACCUUCAAGAGAUUGGUUCUAGGCAAGCUGCGCUCGCAGCAUUACCAAUUGACCAGCCAGAUCCCAUACCAAAACGUUCUUACAAAAGGAAGCGACCGCAGGCGGAGGAAUCUCGCGGGUUAACUGCGCUUGAGAUGGCUACGCAGGCACAGCGACAACAAGAUCGUCACGAACGUCAGCAAGCCAGGGACGCAUCAAUUGUUCAAGAACGAGCUGAAGCAACUGAACUACCUCCCUUCGCGCAGCCAUCUCGAGAUGAAUCUCCUCCUACCCCCUCUCCUUCACCUACCUCUACUGCGCCACCUCAACUCCACCGCGCCAGCGAAGAUGUCGGGAUCAGGCCGACCAAUCAAGAAGACAGAUCGCAAGAGAGAUGCGCAGUCCGCAGGCUAUUUACCUGA